Pneumocystis jirovecii RU7 is the source of this 3426-nucleotide messenger RNA. RefSeq lists its product as uncharacterized. Bases 1 to 3426 code for a protein of 1141 amino acids. The transcript is spliced from 12 exons. The record is from RefSeq and is a predicted model, not a curated record. Lineage: Eukaryota; Fungi; Ascomycota; Pneumocystomycetes; Pneumocystales; Pneumocystaceae.
AUGGAUUUCAAAAAUUCGAAAUUUAUUGAAACAUUAAUCUAUUAUUUUUCUAUAUUUAAUGAAGAUUUAAAAAAUAAGGGAUCAAAAAAAGUUAGGGAAUCUAGGAAAUUCAAUUUUCAUUUUGAUGAUUUAUCACUCUUGUUAGAUAAUUUGGGUUCUAUUGAUCGAUUUUCUGAAGAAGUAAUAUCAGAUUUUUCUCAAUUUGUUAAUGACUUUGAAUGUUUUCUUAUAAGAAUUUGUAAAGAUAAAAUAUUUUUAGAUCUGGAUUUUGUUUUUUUAGAAAUCGUUAUUAUUAUAGCAUAUAAAAUUAAUAAUUAUCAUUUGAAAUUGAAGUCUCUUAAGAUUCUUCUGAUAUGGCUGCGUAAUCAUUCUGGUUUAAGAAAUUAUGCUCAUCCGAAUUUUAUUAUAAAUCUUUUAAAUAUUUCUUGUAAUGUUUUAGAAAAUAUUUGUUUAAGAAGAAUUGCAUUAUUUAUUAUUAAUUGUUUAAUUAAAAAAAAUGUUGAAAAUAAAAAGACGAUUAUGGAUAAAAAUGAAUUUUUUGAUUUAAAAGGAAUUGGAAAUUCUAUUAUGGUUUCUGAUGAUUUUAAACUGCAAGAGCUUUGUGUGGAGCUUAUUCAUGAGCUUUUGCCUCCAAAAGAUUCUCCAAUAGAGUUUUAUAAUAGAAGAUUUGAUCUGUUUUUUUCUUUAAAUAGUCUUUCUGAAGAUUUAAGGAAUGAAUUUCUUGAUAUGCAAGAUUCAGGAUGGAUGCAUCCUCCUAAGUGGUUGAUGACUUUGAAUAUUAAAAGAAAGUGUGAUUCUGCACCUUUGACAUUUAAAUGUCUUUAUUUGAAACUUGGUGAAAAUGUAUUUAGUUCUUUUAUUGAUGACAGUGUAUUGUUUGUACAUGUCUCAAAGAAUUUUCUCUCUAGUGUUGUUUUUAAUUCAAAAAAUGAGAAGAAUUUAUUAGAUAUAGCUUUAAAAGAUGUUGAAGAAAUUAUCGAAUCUGAUAGUCAAAUUAUUUUAAGACUCAAAGAAAAUAUUGAUGAUGAAUCUUGUAUAGGUGAUGAUUUAGGUUUUUUUAAUUCUGUAAUGUUUUGUUUUGAUAGUAACUUUGAAACAAAAACAAUAAUUCAAGAAAUUGUUAAGAGAAUAAAAAAGAAUAUGGAUUUAGGUACUAAUAUUAAGUGUAGUAUUAUGGAAUGUCCCAUUAGUUUGAAGUUUAAAAGUGAAAAUAAUUUUAAUUCUAAUGAUUCUUUUUCUCAACAAAGAAUAAUCGUACCGAAUAUGGAUAAAAGUGUUGAUUUUGUUGUUGAAAAUCUAUCCUUAAGAAAUGAAUCAGGAAAUUCUAAGUCUUUAAAUAUUCUUUCAGAAGAAAAUAUUAAGGAUAAAAAAUCACUUUAUGUCGAUUGCAAUGAAAUUAAAGUUGAAUCUCAACUUAAUGGUCUUUGUUGUCCUUCUGAUAACAAUCGUUUGUCCUAUAUAAACUCUGGUUCAGAGAAUUUUAAAAAGGGUAAUGAAAAAUAUUUUUUGCGGGUUUCUACGCAAGUGCAAGAUUUAUUUUCUUUGGUUACUUUAGAAAAUAAUGAUAUUUCAAAAAAUAUUAAGCUUUCUGAAAAAAUGAAAAAAAAAAAUGGAAGUUUGAAAGAAUUGACAAAUAUUUUUCCUUUAGAUGAUGUUUCAAAAUUAAAUGAAAAUAGUAGUCAUAUAAUAAAACAGAAAAAUAAUAGUGAUAAAAAUCUUAAUAACGAUGAUAUAUAUGAUUUUCCUUCUGAUGAUAUAUUUUAUUUUAAUAAAUUGCAGACUGGUGGAUCAGGAUCUAAGAAAAAAUAUAUCUUAAAAUCCAGUUUACCUGCGUAUAGUUUGCAGAAAAAAAAUAAAAUUCAAAAUAGAUUACGAACAAGUAAAAAGUGUUAUUCAAAUAAAAAUGUUCUUAAAAAUGAUUAUUCAUCUGCUACUGAUUAUGAUAUUUUACCUAAUGAUUUGUUGUCUAAUAAUGAUAUUAAUUCGAUUAAAAAAGGUAAUAAAACUAAGAUUAGAAAAAGAUCUUUUUCAGAUAAAAAUUUUAAUUGCAAAGAAUUUUUAAGUAAAGCAGAAUUACCUCAAUCAAAAAAAUCUUCUUUAAAGUUUCAUCGAAAAGCAUGUAAGAAUAUUAACUAUGAUUCGGGUAUAUUAUCGAGUCCUGAUAAUAAUAUUAAAAUAUGUCCAAGAUUUAAAAAAAAGGAAAUCGUGUUAUCAACUAAUAAGACUUAUUCUUUGCAGUCUGAGAAAAAUCUUAAUGAGAAUUAUAACCAGUCUUUGGUUAAGAGUUCGUAUUCUAAAAAACAAAAUAAUUUUAUUUUAAAUGAUGAAUUGUUGCAAGGAAAUAGCAAUGAAAUGAAUGUUGACAUUAAUAUGGAAGGAAAAACCAAUGUUGAUUUUAUGGAUGAAUCUUUUGAAUGCAAACCUCAAAUUAUAACAUGGAGUAAGGAUGGGCCUUUAGAUAACACAUGUAAAAUGUUUGAUUUUAAUAAAAAAUUAAAUAAUUUAUCUGUAGAUAUAUCUGAUAACAAUGCUUUAUGUAACUCUGAAACUGUUUUAGAGCUAUCUAUGGUAAACGAAACAAUAAAAGAUGUUGAAGAGAAAUAUUCUUGUUCUGAUGAUGCUAUUGUGGUUGAAAAUAUAAUGAAAAUUGAAAAGGACUCUGAAAAAGAUAUAUAUAACAAUUUUGAAAAAAAUACAUGUGAAAAAUUUAACGAUAUUUCUAUCGUUCCAAAUGAUGAGUUAUUAGAACAUAUUACCGCUAAUGGUUCUAUUAGCCCCUUGAAUAUGUAUAAGAAAAAUGAUAUUUUUAGUAAAGAUAUAAAUUUUAGCAAUUUUCCUAAUAAUUUUUAUAAUAUUUUGAAUGCUUAUGGGUUAUUACCGAUAGUGAAAGCGGAUGAUGUUAAUGAUAUUUCUGCAAUAGACCCUGAUAAAACUUUGUUUAAUCCUGAUUCUAUAGAACAGUUUUCAGAAUUUUCAAGUUCUGACGAUUAUGAAUCUCAGCUAAAUGUUUCAGAUAUAGAAUGUAAUGAUGAUGUUUAUAGUAAAUAUUUUUAUAAAUUAAAAUGGAAAAAAGGUUUACCUGAACAUCAUAAAAGAACUUUAAAUUUGUUAAUGGAUAUUAUUCAAAUAAUUAUAAAUAAGCUAGUAGCUUAUGAAUUAAAUAUUAAUGAUCGUAUGCUAAAUUUUAAGGAUAAUACAAAUAAAAUUAUAGAAGUAUUAAAUAUGGUUCGUCGUGAUAAAAGGUUUAAUAUUGAAAAACAUUUCUUUUUUCGUGAUAGUUAUAAUAAACAGUUUGUUAAUCACUUAAAUAGAAUUGAAAAACAUAAAAAUAUCUCAGAAAAGAUUAAAUCAAUUACGAAAAAAGCAUGUUUAGCUCAAAAAAAGAUAGUUGAUGGUUUCAAUCAAAAUAUUUCAAAUGUUUACUAA